Messenger RNA from Effrenium voratum, 1882 nucleotides. Lineage: Eukaryota; Dinophyceae; Suessiales; Symbiodiniaceae. The record is from the annotation of a GenBank genome assembly.
AUGGUCACGAAGAACUCCUCGGCUUACUGGCUGGGGGACCAAAGCCUGGACUCGUUGCAGCGGCUCUAUGGGGUGGCCUUCCCCAACGACAAGCUGCUCAAGGAGUACAAAAAGUUCCAAGAGGAGGCUGCCAAGCGCGACCACAGGCGUGGCAUCGGUUGGUUGCUGGCCAGGUUCCAUCCCAUCAUGUCGCCGGGCUGCUGCUUCUGGUUCCCCCUGGGCGCCAGGGUCUACAACAAGCUGAUGGAGUUUAUGCGCGCGGAGUACCGGUUCCGGGGCUUUUCCGAAGUGGUGACGCCCAACAUGUACGAUGUGCGCUGCUUCCUGACGUCGGGCCACUACCAAAACUACAAGGACGACAUGUACAGCUUGGAAAUCGAGAAGCAGGAGUGGAUGUUGAAGCCUAUGAACUGCCCGGGCCACUUCCUGAUGUUCGACAAUCGGGUGCGGAGCUACAAGGAGCUGCCGCUGAGAUAUGCCGACUUCGGGGUCCUGCACCGGAACGAGGCCUCGGUGGCACGACAAAGGCGAAAGGAGGUGCCACAGCAGGCCAGCGGUGCGCUGGCGGGCCUGGUGCGGGUGAGGCGCUUCCAGCAAGAUGAUGGACACAUCUUCUGCCGCCCUGACCAGAUCAAGUCGGAGGUCUCAGCUGCUCUGAACUUCCUGGACUUUGUCUACAAGAUCUUCGGGUUCAAGGCGAGCUACGCCCUGUCUACGAGGCCGAAGAAGGCUUUGGGAUCCAAGGAGAUCUGGGACAACGCGGAGUCGCAGCUCAAGGCCGCGCUGGACGAGUCGGGAAGAGAGUGGUCGCUGAACCCUGGAGACGGAGCAUUCUACGGCCCCAAGAUCGACAUCAGGCUUCAGGAUGCGAUGAAGCGAAAGCAUCAGUGCGGCACGAUCCAGCUGGACUUCAAUGGACCCAUCCGCUUCAACUUGCAGUACCGGAAGGAGGGCGUGGAGGAAGUGGAUGAGGAGGACAAAGGAGCAGAGUUCAAGGGAGCAGAGGAGAAGAAUGCCAAGGGCGAGGUGAUCUGGCGGGAGGGCCGCCUGAAGAACGGCUUCGAGCGACCCGUGGUGAUCCACCGGGCCAUCCUGGGCUCCAUUGAGCGCAUGUCUGCGAUUCUCAUGGAGCACUACGCUGGGAAGUGGCCGUUCUGGCUGUCCCCUCGCCAGGUGAUGGUCGUGCCAGUCGGCGCGCUGUUCAACGACUAUGCUGUCUGGGUCGAGCGCCAGCUGAACAAUUACGGGUUCCACGCCGAGGCCGAGACGAGCGGCAAGACGCUCAACAAGAAGGUCAGAGAGGCGCAGCUGGCGCAGUGGAACUACGUUGCCGUGGUGGGCGCAGAUGAGCAGAGCAAGUUGUCGGUGAACCUGAGGUCCCGGGAGUCGGAGAAGCCUUUGGGCCUCUUCUCCAUGGUGGACUUUGUCGCCAAGUUGGACGCAGAGGCGAUGCCGAGCUCCCAGCCCUUGCGACAGUUCGAGGCCUUCCAGGGCCGCUUGCCCGUGCAGUCGGCGGUGGUGCCUGAGCCCGAAGCCCCCGCGGCCCGCGGGAAGCCCACGUUCCAGAAGCAGGGCUCCCUGCAGCUGAGAAAGGCCGCCAACGACCGGUUUGCCAAGCUGUCGGUGGAUGACGACGUGGAGGCCUUCCUGGAAAGUCAUCCUUACGUGAAGGGCUUCGAGCCCAGCUCCAGCGACGCGGAGCUCUUUGAGCAGCUCUCGGAGUCCGGCCUGCCGGAGACGCCGAAUCUCAGGCGCUGGUUUGAUCACGUGGAGUCCUUCUCCAGCGUCGAGCGCGCAUCCUGGAAGUGAUCCGAAAGACAUUCUCACCAGCUCGAUUUGAUCGAUUCGGGUCCUCGACCUGAUGUCCCCGUGGACUUUUGGA